UUUCCACCUAAUGAGAGAGGUGGAAAGGCAGUAGUCGCAGCAGGCAGCUGUCGCAUCGUACAUCUCUUUCCAUUUACUGCUUGCCUGAUAGCCCUUCGAUUUGUUUCUGGCUGGUUACAGAGUCAACAUCUGGAUCGGACUGAAGGCAGAGUCACCAUGGUGUGUGGAGGGUUCACCUGCUCCAAGAACUCCCUGUGCGUGCUGAACCUGCUGUAUAUUAUGGUCAGCCUGCUGCUGAUUGGAGUGGCAGCCUGGGGAAUAGGAUUUGGACUCAUUUCCAGUCUGCGAGUGGUUGGAGUCGCUGUUGCUGUUGGGAUCCUGCUAUUUCUUAUUGCUCUAGUCGGUCUUAUUGGAGCAAUUAAACAUCAUCAAGUGUUACUGUUUUUCUAUAUGAUCAUCCUAUUUUUGGUCUUCGUUGUACAGUUUUCUGUAUCCUGCGCAUCUCUGGCAUUAAACAAGGAUCAGCAGGAUCAACUUUUGGAAGUUGGUUGGAACCAUACAAAUGGAGCUCACACUGAUAUUGAAAGAAGCUUGAACUGUUGUGGAUUUCGCAGCUAUUCUAAAAAUGACACCUGUGGAGCUACAUGCGCGCCGGAUUGCCAUACAUGUGCUCCAAUAAUUGAAAGCCAUGCAGCAGAAGUGCUAAGGGUUGUGGGAGGAAUUGGUUUCUUCUUCAGCUUUACCGAGAUUCUUGGUGUUUGGCUGACUUACAGAUACAGGAACCAAAAGGACCCACGAGCAAACCCCAGCGCGUUUCUUUGAUUUAGAAGACCCUAAGACUACUCCUUCAUUCAGUUUAUUUAAUGCAUCUCUGCAGCUUUCUUGGUUGCUGUGGUUGAUUUGUUUGAGGGACACUUCUUCAACUGUGAAUUUAUAUUAUUUUUUUUUCUUUUCACGGGAAGUAGAAAAUAUGAUCUCAGUGUAAUGGCUGGUCAAAAUGAAAGAAUGAAGAAUCACAGUCUAUUGACAUUAAAGCUUAAGAUGCUCUCACCUUAACUGGAGCCAACUUUGGGAUAUAUUGGUUUAUAUGCUGUCGAUAAAGUAAUGUAUAUCUGUCCACCCUCCAACAGUAGGGCAAUGCUGUUCAGCUCACUGUCAUAUUUAUUAGUUAAACUUUUUAAAGUUGACUUUUUAAUUGUUAAUACAUAUAUUCUGUGUAACAGACACAAUUAUGUUCUUUUAGUUCUAUAAACAAUUUUUUUUCUUUUUUGCUCAUCAAAUCAAAAUCAUGCUAUGCACUGUAGUAGACAGCAAAAGCUAGUUAGUAUAGUCCCUGAAAAUGAAGUUCAGUGUUUUGACUAGUACACCAUGUAAGAACAGCCUGGGUAUUAGAAUGCAUGAACCCAGAGCAAGCUUAUCCCUGACUGUACUUAAUGUGUGAAACAUAUUAGGGUAUUAUGAAAUAUGGGGAUUUUUUAGAUGGCAAUAAAUAAGUUUUUCAAUGGGUCAGGUCUCAUAAAUUAACAUCCUGAGACCCUCUGUCCUUGAAAACUACAAUCAUUUUGUAGGUGGAGACUGUUUUGCCUCCUGGUGUUUUUACAGAUGCCCACCAUGUUUUUCUGGCCAAUGUCUGAAAUAUGGUGAAACUGGUUCCCUGCUGUGUUCUUUUAGAAGAGAUCAAGUUGUUUAACAAUGUAUGUUGCCACUAGCCAUAUAGCUGAGAAGAUAUUUUCUUAUAUCUAUAUCAUUUUAGGCCUCUGGCCCUUAAGUAGACUAAAGAUAUUUGUAAAUUGGAAAAACAUCCCUUAUGAUCUUAGACUUAAAAACAUUUCUUAUGUUUUUACCUAGUUCAUAAAAAAUUGCAUUUAUAUCAGAAUGACAUAAGAGAUGUAAAUUGACUUUAUAGCUUAGCAAUACUACUUCAGUGAAUCUGAGCCUACCCUGUGCAAUCCAUAGCUAUUACUUACUGGGCCCUCCCCAUUCUUAAUACCUUGUGUAAGGUGAUUAUAUAUAUAUAUAUAUAUAUAUAUAUAUAUAUAUCUCUUCUUCCACAUGCCGAUCUCUUGUAGAAAUAUAAAACUUUAAUGCAACACAUUACACAUUUUUUCAGUUUGUGUUUAUUUGAUUUAAUAGAUUGUAGUGGAAAUUGCCCAGUUCAAUUAGCCGUAACCGUGCUCUGUGCAAUUCCAAUGGCAGAAACUACGUUAUGGUAAUAAGAGGACCACUAUUUUGUAUUGUUUAAAAUAUGUCUUUUGUUUGAAUGUUUUACUACACUGGAACUACACUGGAACUACAGUUAUUUAUGGCAGCAUAAGAAAUUCUGUCCAGCUAUUCGUACUGUGAAUCCAACCUCUGUUGUCUUUAGAUACAGAAUGGAUUUUAAUUUGCACUGCUGUAGAGAAAGAUAAAAAGAACUGGAAAACAAA
This is a messenger RNA of Xenopus tropicalis (tropical clawed frog), 2366 nucleotides long. RefSeq names its product tetraspanin 13 (gene tspan13). The coding region runs from base 157 to 762 and encodes 201 amino acids. Gene Ontology annotation, cellular component: membrane. The transcript has 7 exons. NCBI's taxonomy places the organism in Eukaryota, Metazoa, Chordata, Amphibia, Anura, Pipidae. The record is from RefSeq and is a predicted model, not a curated record.